This is a messenger RNA of Brugia malayi, 1359 nucleotides long. Its product is annotated as Negative elongation factor D, putative. The record is from RefSeq and is a predicted model, not a curated record. Gene Ontology annotation, biological process: negative regulation of transcription elongation by RNA polymerase II. Bases 1 to 1359 code for a protein of 452 amino acids. The transcript is spliced from 10 exons. Lineage: Eukaryota; Metazoa; Nematoda; Chromadorea; Rhabditida; Onchocercidae. Gene Ontology annotation, cellular component: nucleus; NELF complex. Gene Ontology annotation, molecular function: RNA binding.
AUGGGAAUGGAUGAUGAUUUGGAGAUUUCAAUGACGAUGAUUAAAAAUCAAAAUCAAACAUUUGCUUCUGGAAUUCGCGAAAAUACUGCAAUAGAAGGAGAUGGAAAGAAGAAUACAACGAAUAUUAUCACUUCGUUUACUUCUACAACUAUUCCUAAUAGUAGUGAUAGCAGUAGAAGUUGUAAUUUAAGUCAAACUGGUAACAGUAAUAUUGGUGAUAAUAAUAGCAAUAAUAGUGACAAAUCUUCAUAUAGUUUCGAUUCAGGGCGGAAGACGAGAGAAUUAUUAAUUGAAGAUUAUCUGAGAACUCUUCAAGAAGUUGUAAUUACUUCUCUCACCAAUAGUUAUCGUGGUCUUGCCCAGUACUGUGAAUUGCUUGGUGAUUGGUUAUCUGAUUUGGAAGGUGACCGGAGAAUUGUUCAUGAAUGUUUCGAAAAAAGUUUAAGCUCAUUGCUUGAAAAACGUUUCGUGGCUGAGGUUGUCGAUAGAAAUUUUGAUGCAGUAGGCGAUGUUGAUAAAUGGUUACCAGAAUUACUGAAACAUAGUAAAUGGCGUAAUUUAAUUUACACACUGAUCGAACAAAAUCCUCGAUCGAGAUUUUUAACGAAAGCAAUUCGAAUAAUAUCAGAUGCCGGUUUUCAACAUGAAAUUACAAAUGUUCAUUUAGCUGCGCAACAGUUUGAAAUUUGUUGUCGUAUGGUUAUUACUGCAAUUGAUGACUUUUUUGCGGAGCAUAAAAAAGGCCCAAUGACGGAUGUUUAUGAAAAGGCUUUUGCGAAAUUAACUCAGAUAGUUUGUUAUAGCGAGCAUACUUAUUUGCUCACGCAAGUUCUUUUGUAUGAAACUAUCAAAGAGGAAAAUAAUGAAGUAGCAGCAGCUUGCACAUAUUUGUCACAAAUAUUGCGUCGUGAAGCACAUAAACGUAACUAUCAAGAUUCAUAUGAUAUUCAUAUUGCAUUAAAUAGAGGAUAUAAUGAUUGUGGUAAUAGUGUGAAGCAAAUCAUAUAUGCAGUGCUUAGCAAGAAAUGUCUAAAUCAAGCUGAUAUUAUUCGUCUCUAUGAACGAUACAAUUCAUCUGAACCACCAGUUAUUGAAUUUAUUCAAGAUCCAUUUUUUAUCGAUAUGCUUAUCGAUGCAUUACUUGCAUAUGAAGGAUGUAAGGUCCAAUUAAGUCAUCGAUCGAAAUACAUCUUUUUAUUAUCUUAUGCUUCUUGUUGUAGUACUUCAAAUGAUACGAAUAUGGAAAAAGAAAACGAAGGGAUGGAGCGGACAGAAUACAUUAUGGAAAAGAUUUUGGAUAGUAUAAGAUCGGAACGCGAGUUUUUAAAAGAUAUCCGUUUGCUACUCAGUGGUAUAUAA